Messenger RNA from Trichomonas vaginalis G3, 1374 nucleotides. RefSeq names its product tRNA cytidylyltransferase protein. Lineage: Eukaryota; Parabasalia; Trichomonadida; Trichomonadidae. The transcript has a single exon. Bases 1 to 1374 code for a protein of 457 amino acids. The record is from RefSeq and is a predicted model, not a curated record. Gene Ontology annotation, molecular function: RNA binding; ATP:3'-cytidine-cytidine-tRNA adenylyltransferase activity. Gene Ontology annotation, biological process: tRNA 3'-terminal CCA addition.
AUGAUUGAUGAGAAUAUUCGUAAAUUAGAAAGCGGUGAAGCAUUUUCAAAACUUGAUAGUGAAGUAAUUGAUAUCAUUAAAAGAACAGUAACAGAAAUUUUACCAAAGAAUGUGAUUGUUAGAAUUGCAGGAGGAUGGGUACGCGACAAAAUACUUGGAAAAGAAAACGAUGAUAUCGAUAUUGCAAUAUCUGGCGCAACGUGUACUGAAUUUUCUCAAACAAUGGUAAAAGUAUUAGGUCCAAAUACGAAAGUAGUCAUAUUAGAAGCAAACCAUGAGCAAUCCAAGCAUCUCAAUACAGCCCGCGUUUGUUUGUUCCGCGAUUUUUGGCUAGAUAUUUGCGGUUUGAGAUCUGAAUCAUAUUCCGAAGGCGAAACUUCAGAGGGAACAGCGCAAUCAGAUGCUAGGCAUCGAGAUUUUUCAAUGAAUGCACUCUUUUUCAAUCUACAAACCAUGAAAAUCGAAGAUUACGUCAAAGGAGUUCAAAGUAUCAAGGAUAAAGUUAUUAGAACUCCAAUAUCUGCCAUUGAAGAUUUCACAGACGAUCCAAAUAGAAUUGUUAGAUGCUUCAGAUUCGUUGCAAAAUACGAUUUUCAAAUUGAUCAAGAAAUAUUAGACGCAAUUCCAAAGAUUAUUCCACUUUUCUUACAUAACAUCACAAAAGAUAGAAUAGCUACCGAGCUUACAAAGAUGCUACAUGCGAAAUCAGCUUUCUUUGCGAUGCAACAUUUAAUAAGCAGCGGAAUGCUCUCUCCAAUUUUCGAUUCUGAGUCAUUGUGGUCACUCGACAUGGAAAAAACUCUCCAGAGAGUACGUCGUGUCCAUCAAAUUCAGCCAGAUUUGACUGGAAAUGAUUCAAUGAUAACUUAUUUCGCUGCUGUUUUGCUUGAUCUCGAAGAAAAGAAAGCUGUUCCUGAUCCAGAGAAAAAGAAUAAGCCAAUGCCAGCGAUAACAUACCAAAUUGUCCGUUCAAUGAGGCUACAAAAUGCUUUGGCUGACAAUGUCAAGAAAAUUUUACAUGGAAAACUAAUGGUUGAAAAGAUAUUUAAAGAUGGAAUGAAUAGAGUUAAUGUCGGAAGGUUCGUUAUGAGUACAGGGCCACUGUUUUAUUUAGUUAGGCCUUUGUUACAAACUGAUGAUUUAUUAGAUUUUUAUGAUAACAAACUUAAACCGUUUAUUGAAGAACAGAACUUAUCGAAAUCGUAUGAGAUGAAGCAGAUAUUGGAUGGCGUGACAUUAGCUUCUGUUCAUGGAAUUAAACCGGGUCCUGGAUUGAAAGAUUUGAUCGACCAGAUGAUUGAUUGGCAAUUUGCAAAUCCAAAUGGAACUAGUGAUGACUAUAAGAAGUAUAUUGCAGAGAAAAAAGGUCAUUAA